GUUUGAGCGCGAGCCCGGAGGGCUCCCGCCCCCGGCCCGGCCUCUCGGCGGCUGCGGCCGCUCCUUUGCUGAGCAGCUCUCCAGGAAUCUGCCGGAGCUGAUCGCGGUGAGGAGGACCCGAGGCCCAGAGAGGGACUGGAAUUUGUCCUAGGGCCCCUGGCCUGCCCAUCUCAGCUUCCUGCUGCCGGCACCACUCUGGGCUCCAGUACGCGCAGAAAGUACUUCCAACCUUGGUAUCCAACCGCCGGCAACCCCGGGCUGUGCGGAGACCUAGAGGUGUGUUUCGUAUCUUCACAUUUUGCAUUUGAAGAAACUGAGGCACUCACGGAUGGAGUAAUAUUCCUGAGUCUCACAACUAAUAAUUGUGCUUUGGUCUCCAGCUCAAGAAGAAGUAGAAGUGGUACAGAAAUGGUUAGAGAACCCUGCAGGGAGCAAACAGCCUCUGGAUGCAUAGGGACCUGUGGACUUGCUGUCUGAUGCCCCCAUGGAGACAGGAAGCACCAGGUUGAACGACAUGAAGCCCCAGUCUCUGCAGCUGGUGCUGGAGGAGCAAGUGCUGGCUCUUCAGCAGCAGAUGGCGGAGAACCAGGAAGUCUCCUGGCGGAAAUUGAAGAGCUUCCAGGAGGCACAGCAAAGGCAAGCUGCCCUUGUGAGGAAGCUGCAGGCCAAGGUUUUGCAGUACCGGAGCUGGUGCCAAGAACUGGAGAAGCGACUGGAAGCCACUGGAGGGCCGAUUCCUCUGCCUUGGGAAAGUGUGGAAGAGCCAAACCUGGAACAGCUGCUAAUCCGAUUGGACGAGGAGCAACAGAGGUGUGAGAGUCUAGCAGAAGUGAAUACUCAGCUUCGACUGCACAUGGAAAAAGCUGACGUGGUGAAUAAAGCCCUUCGGGAAGACAUGGAAAAAUUGACAGUGGACUGGAGUCGGGCCCGGGAUGAGCUAAUAAGGAAGGAGAGCCAGUGGCGGAUGGAGCAGGAGUUCUUCAAGGGCUAUCUGAAGGGGGAACAUGGUCGCCUUCUCAAUCUAUGGCGGGAGGUAGUGACCUUCCGACGCCACUUCCUGGAAAUGAAGUCAGCAACUGACAGAGAUCUGACAGAGCUAAAGGCUGAACACGCGAGGCUUUCAGGGUCCCUGCUGACCUGUUGUCUGCGCUUGACCGUGGGAACACAGUCUCGGGAAUCCAGUAGAUCUGGGAAAACGGACAAGAGUGAGCCACCCCAGCUGCUGCUCCUACUAGCCAAGACUCAGGAGCUAGAGAAGGAAGCCCAUGAGAAGAGCCAGGAGUUAAUACAACUCAAGAGCCAAGGGGAUCUGGAGAAAGCUGAACUUCAGGAUCGAGUGACCGAGCUCUCUGCUUUGCUGGCCCAUUCUCAGAAGCAAAAUGAAGAUUAUGAAAAAAUGCUAAAGGCUCUGAGAGAGACAAUGGAGAUCCUGGUACAUAAUCCUUUGUUCUGGAAAAGAAUUGGGAGUGGGCUUGUAGGUUCCUUCCUCCUUUAUAAACAGGAGUCAAAUCACACAGAAUUAAUGGAACAUGAGGCAUCUCUUAGUAGGAAUGCCCAAGAGGAGAAGUUGUCUUUACAGCUGGUGAUCAAGGAGAUAACACAGGUACUGGCCUUGGUGGAAGAAGGGGACAACACUGGCCAAGGCUCUGGUCAUGAGAGCUCUUUGAAAUUGGACUCUAGUGGCUUCUCCUCCCACUUUGAUUCCCAGGAUCCAGACAAAGCUCUUACUCUGGUGCGUUCAGUGCUGACUCAGAAACACCAGGCUGUGCAGGACCUAAGGCAGCAGCUUUCAGGCUGCCAGGAAGCAAUGAGCUUCUUGAAGCAGCAGCACGAUCAGUGGGAGGAAGAGGGCAAAGCCCUGAGGCAGCGGCUGCAGAAGCUCUCUGGGGAGCGGGAUGCUCUGGCAGGACAGACUGUGGGCCUCCAGGGCGAGGUGGACACUCUCAGCAAGGAGCGAGAGCUCCUGCAGAAGGCCAGGGAAGAGCUGCAGCAGCAACUAGAGGUGCUGGAACAGGAAGCAUGGCGGCUCCGAAGGGCAAAUAUGGAGCUACAGCUGCAGGGUGACUCUGCCCAGGGGGAGAAGGAGGAGCAGCAGGAAGAGUUGCACCUGGCUGUUCGGGAGAGGGAGCGUCUUCAGGAAACACUGGUGGGCUUAGAAGCCAAGCAGUCAGAAUCACUCAGUGAGCUAAUCACACUUCGGGAAGCUUUGGAGUCAAGUCGCCUGGAAGGGGAGUUACUGAGGCAAGAGCAAGCGGAAAUGGCAGCAGCACUGGCCAGGGCAGAACAAUCCAUUGCAGAGCUUUCAAGUUCUGAGAACAGCUUGAAGGCAGAGGUUGCCGAUCUUCGGGCUGCAACUGUCAAGCUCAGUGCCUUAAAUGAGGCUUUGGCGUUAGAUAAAGUUGGACUGAACCAACAGCUUCUCCAGUUGGAGCAUGACAACCAGUCUGUGUGCAGCAGAGUAGAGGUGGCAGAGCAGGCGAGAAAUGCUUUGCAGGUAGACCUGGCAGAGGUAGAGAGGAGCAAGGAAGCACUGUGGGAAAAGAAAACUCACCUGGAGGCUCAGCUGCAGAAAGCUACAGAGACUGGAGCUGAGCUACAGGCAGAGCUCAGGAGCAUCCAAGAAGAAAAGGAAGAAAUUAAAGAGAAAUUAAAUGAGGUACUUUACCAGCAGGAGGCAGCUACAGUUCAGCUUGAACAGCUGCAUCAGGAAGCAAAGCGACAGGAAGAAGUGCUUGCCAGGGCAGUCCAGGAGAAAGAGUCUCUAGUAAGAGAGAAGGCUGCUCUAGAGGUGCGGCUGCAGGCUGUGGAGAGAGACCGCCAGGACCUUGUUGAACAACUUAUGGGGCUUAGCUCGGCCAAGGAACAGCUGGAGAACAAUCUGUUUGAGGCCCAACAACAAAAUUCUGUGAUAGAGGUCACCAAGGGACAGCUAGAGGUCCAGAUUCAAACUGUCACUCAAGCCAAGGAAGCAGUCCAAGGGGAAGUGAGGUGCUUGAAGCUAGAACUGGAAACUGAACGGAGCCAAGCAGAGCAGGAGCGGGAGAGAGCAGCCAGAAAGUUGGCCCAGGCUGAGCAAGAUGGGCAGAUGGCCCUGGAGCAGCAGAAGGUGGCCCAUGAGGAGGAGGUCAAACAGCUUCAGGAGAAAUGGGAGAAAGAGCACUUCCGGCUUCAGAAGGAGCUGAAUAAGGCCCUGGAGAGCCUAGAGAGAGAAAGAAUGGAGCUGCAAAUAAGGCUGAGGGAGAAACAAACAGAAACUGAAGCCAUCCAGGCACAGAGGGAAGAGGAACGGACCCAGGCAGAGAGUGCCCUCUGCCAGAUGCAGCUGGAAACAGAGAAGGAGAGAGUGUCCCUCCUUGAGACACUGCUACGGACCCAGAAGGAGCUGGCAGAUGCCAGCCAACAACUGGAACGGCUGAGGCAGGACAUGAAGGUUCAGCAGUUAAGAGAGCAGGAGACCACUGGGAUGCUACAGUCCCAGCUCCGCGAGGCUCAGUCGGAGCUGAAGGAGGCAGCACAGCAGCACAGAGAUGACCUUGCUGCCCUCCAGGAGGAGGGUAGCACCCUGCUGCAGGACAAACUAGACCUACAGAAGCAGGUGGAGGACUUGAGGUCUCAGCUGGUGUCCCAGGAUGACUCCCACAGACUAGAGGAGCAGGAGGUUCAAGAGAAGCUGAGAGAGGCCCAGGAGAGUAGCCGAAUUCAGAAGGAACUGGAGAGGGAGAAAGCCAGCCUGACUCUGUCACUGGUGGAAAAGGAACAAAAACUCCUUGUUUUACAAGAAGCUGACUCUGUUCGACAGCAAGAGCUGAACUCCCUGCACCGUGACAUGCAAGAGGCUCAAGAAAGGCAAAAGGAACUCAGUGCUCAGGUGGAAUUACUGAGGCAGGAGGUGAAGGAAAAGGAGGCUGAUUUUGUGGCUCAGGAAGCACAACUGCUGGAGGAGCUGGAGGCCUCUCGGAUCACAGAGCAACAGCUGCGAGCUUCCUUGUGGGCCCAAGAAGCCAAGGCUGACGAACUUCAGCUGCAACUGCGUAACACAGAAAGCCAAUUGGAGGUGCUGGCUGCUGAGCAGCAGCCUGGGAACCAUGCUCAGGCCCAGCUGGCCAGCCUCUACUCUGUUCUGCAGAAGGCUUUGGGAUCUCUAUGUGAGAACAGGCCAGAGCUGAAGGGCGGGGGAGACUCUGCUCCCACCCUGUGGGGCCCAGAGCCAGGCCAAAAUGGAGCCAGGAGCCUUUUUAAGAGAGGGUCCCUCCUGACUGCUCUUUCGGCUGAGGCUGUAGAAUCUGCUCUCCACAAGCUUCACCAAGACCUGUGGAAGACUCAGCAGGCCCGGGAUGACCUGAGAGAUCAGGCCCAGAAGCUGACACAGAGUCUAAUUGAUGUUGAGGUGGAGAAGAGCCAGAUCCACUCCAAGUUUCAGGACCUUCAGAGACAGCUCUCCCAGAGCCAGGAAGAGAAAUUCAAGUGGGAAGGAAAACACAGCACCCUAGAAUCUGAGCUGAGGGAGCUGCAUGAAACUGUGGCAUCCUUACAGAGUCGCCUCCGGCAAGCAGAGCUACAGAGAAUGGAAGCCCAGAGUGAGCGAAAGUUACUUCAGGCAGCCAAAGAGAACUUAACAACCCAGGUUGAACAUCUGCAAGUAUGUGUCACAGAAGCCAGGGCUCAGGCAAGUGCUGCUGGGGUCCUAGAAGAAGACCUAAGAACGGCUCGCUCUGCACUGAAACUGAAAAACGAAGAGGUGGAGAGUGAGCGGGAGAGAGCCCAGGCUCUACAAGAGCAGGGCGAGCUGAAGUUGGCCCAAGGGAAGGCUUUGCAGGAGAAUUUGGCUCUGCUGGCCCAGACUCUAUCUGAAAGAGAAGGAGAGGUAGAGACUUUGCAGGGAGAAAUCCAGGAACUGGAGAAGCAGCGGGAAAUGCAGAAGGCAGCUCUAGAACUGCUGUCUCUGGACCUGAAGAAGAGGAACCAAGAGGUGGAUCUGCAACAAGAACAGAUUCAGGAGCUGGAGAAGUGUAGGUCUGUCUUAGAGCACCUGCCCAUGGCUGUCCAGGAGCGAGAACAGAAGCUGACUGUGCAGAGGGAGCAAAUCAAAGAGCUCGAGAAGGAUCGGGAGACUCAGAGGAACAUUUUGGAGCAUCAACUUCUGGAACUUGAGAAGAAAGCCCAAGUGAUUGAGUCCCAGAGAGGACAGAUUCAGGAUCUGAAAAAGCAGUUGAUGACUCUGGAAUGCCUGGCUCUGGAGCUAGAGGAAAGUCAUCACAAAGUGGAGGGCCAGCAGAAGGUGAUUGAGGAACUGGAGGGCCAGAGAGAAACACAGAGGGUGGCUCUGACCCACCUGACUCUGGACCUGGAAGAAAGAAGUCAGGAGCUGCAGGCACAAAGCAGUCAGAUACAGGAGCUGGAGAGCCACAGCACCUUUCUGGCAAGAGAGCUACAGGAAAAGGAUGAGGAAGUGAAGUCCCAGCACCAACAAAUAGAAGAGCUGCGGAGGCAGAAAGACCAACUCACUCAGGACCUUGAGAAAAGGGACCAGGAGCUGAUGUUGCAGAAGGAGAGAAUUCAGGUUCUGGAAGACCAGAGGAUGCUGCAGACCAAGAUCCUAGAGGAGGACCUGGAACAGAUCAAGCUGUCCUUGAGAGAGCGUGGCCAGGAGCUGGCCUCCCAGAGGCAGCUGAUGCAGGAGCGGGCAGAGGAGGGGAAAAGCCCUAGUAAAGCACAGCGUGGGAGCCUGGAGCACAUGAAGCUGAUCCUGCGUGAUAAGGAGAAGGAGGUGGAAUGCCAGCUGGAGCAUAUCCAGGAACUUCAGGAGCAUAAGGACCAGCUGGAGCAGCAGCUCCAGGGCCUGCACAGGAAGGUGGGUGACACCAGCCUGCUCCUGACCCAGCGAGAGCAGGAGAUAGUAAUCCUGCAGCAGCACCUUCAGGAAACCAAGGAACAAGGGGAGCUGAAAGAGCAGGCACUUCAGGGUCAGCUGGAAGAGGUCCAAAGAGCCCUGGCCCAAAGGGACCAAGAUCUCGAGGCCCUGCUGCAAGAUCAGCGGCAGGCCCUGGCCCAGGAGGAGGAGAAGGCAAGUGCCCUCCAGGCUGCUCUGGAGCAGGCCCAUGUGACGCUGAAGGAGUGCCAAGGAGAGCUGGAGGAGCACAGGGAGCAGGUGAGAAGGCUCCAGGAAGAGCUGGCAGUGGAGGGACGGCAGGUUCAGGCACUGGAGGAGGUUUUAGGAGACCUGAGGGCCGAGUCUCUGGAGCAGGAGAAGGCUCUGCUGGCCCUUCAGCAACAAUGUGCUGAGCAGGCACAGGAGCACGAGGCAGAGGCCAGAGCUCUGCAGGACAGUUGGCUGCAGGCAGAGGCCACACUCAAAGAGCGAGACCAGGAGCUGGAGGCUCUGCUGGCAGAAAGCCAGUCUUCUAGGGAUCAGGAAACCGCUGCACUGGGCCAGGCAGAGGCUCUGCAGGAGGCCCUGAGCAAGGCCCAGGCUGCCCUGAAGGAAAAAGAACAGCAUCUCCUUGAGCAGGCAGAAUUGAGCCGUGGUCUGGAGGCCAGCACUGUCACCUUGCAAGCUGCACUCGGCACCUGUCAGACACAUGCCCAGCAGCUGGAAAAGGCCCUGAGGAUGCGAGAAGGUGAGAUUCAAGACCAGGAUCUUCGACACCAGGAGGAUGUGAAGCAACUUCAGCAGGCACUUGCCCAAAGGGAUGAAGAGCUCAGGCAGCAGAAGGAACAGGGGCAGCUGUUGGAGAAGUCUUUGGCACAAAGCAAUCGAGAGAAUAGGAUCCAAGAGAAGCAGAGUCUUGGGCAAGAAGAAGAGAUGUGGAGCCUGCGUGAGAAUCUAAAGGAACUAAAGCUGAUUCUAGCCCAAAAGGAAGAAGAGAUUCAGGAACUGAGAGAAGCCCAGCAAAGGAUGAAUCUGGAGGCCUCUCCCCACCUCCACAAAGCCUCCUCAGUGGAAGAGCCAUCUCCAAAAUUGAAUUCUUUAGCACCUGUGCUGCAGCAGGACUUGGAGCGACUGCAGAUGGUCCUGAGGCAGACAGAGGCCAGGGAGAUUGAGUGGAGGGAGAAGGCCCGGGACUUGGCGAUGUCCCUGGCCCAGAGCAAGGCCAGUGUCAACAGUCUGCAGGAGGUAGCCAUGUUUCUACAAGCCUCUGUCCUGGAGCAGGAAUCACAACAGCAGAGAUUGCAGACAGAGCUGGACCUUACCAGACAGGCUCUGGAGAAGGAGCGACUACACAGCCUACAUUCAACCAGCAGAGUGGAGCAGGAGCCCAGAGCAGGGCAGAGCGAACAGCCCAGAGAGGCCUCAGGAAUGGAGGCUGACCCUAAUUCUGGAAUGGAGCAGCAACAGUCGUGGAGACAAAGGCUUGAAAACCUUCAGCAAGCGGUGGCCCGACUGGAAAUUGAUCGGAGCAGGCUGCAGCGCCACAACGUCCAGCUGCGGACCACCUUGGAGCAGGUGGAGCGAGAACGGAGGAAGCUGAAAAGGGAUUCCAUGCGCACAUCUCGGGCAGGGGCCCCAGAGAUCAGUGACGCCGCUGCCUCAUCACCCACACAGAAGGAUGGAAGAAGAGGACAGAGCAGUUCCUCAGAUGCCAAGUAUAUAGCUGACCUGCAGAAAGAGGUGGCUGUGCUACGAGCCCAGCUGGCUUUGGAACGGAAGCAGAGGCAGGACUACAUCGCUCGCUCUGUGCAGACCAGCCGUGAGCUAGCAGGCCUACACCACAGCUUGUCCCACUCUCUUCUUGCUGUGGCACAGGCCCCUGAAGCUACUGUCCUAGAGGCUGAGACCCGCAAGCUGGAUGAGUCCCUGACCCAAAGUCUGACAUCUCCAGGGCCAGUCCUGCUAUACCCCAGCCCCAGCACUACCCACACCACCCCCAGGUAGCAGCCACAGCUAGAGCAGGAUACAGGCCAGCUUGAUGGCAUAUGGACAGAUGACCAUAGUGGCUAUAGGUUUGCCAAAGGAAAGGUCUUCUCUUGUUAUCCAGCCUGGCUGUCCCAGAUUACCUGGCAUUCCCAGGAAGAAGACAGAGAACCACAAGGCUGCAGAGGGCCCCAGCUUACGUGGGAAUGAGGCAGAUCACAUUUGCCUGAUAACUUAGACUCUCCCAAGGAGUGCCUUGUCCUGGCCAAGGGGCAGCUACUGGCUUACAGCCAGAAGAAACCAGAACAGCCCACACUAGGUCUUCAACAAUGACGACAGUGUGUGGGUAUUCUUGUCCAUGUUUUGAGCAUUCUGUGCAUUAACUUCAGGGAGGUUUUGUUUCCCUAUUGUCUGCAAUUUAUUUUCCCAACACGUCACCUUCUCUCUUGCCUUUCCCUUCAACAAUAAACCCAGGCUCUGCAUUA
Messenger RNA from Marmota monax (woodchuck), 8337 nucleotides. RefSeq names its product centrosomal protein 250 (gene Cep250). The transcript is spliced from 35 exons. NCBI's taxonomy places the organism in Eukaryota, Metazoa, Chordata, Mammalia, Rodentia, Sciuridae. Gene Ontology annotation, biological process: cilium assembly. The record is from RefSeq and is a predicted model, not a curated record. The coding region runs from base 485 to 7873 and encodes 2462 amino acids.